GAGAUCACGCUCCUCGAUGUGACCGCCGAGAACGCGGAUAUCCGCAUCGGGCUCCUCGUGGAGGGCGACAAGGCGUGCGAUGGUUGCGCGAAGUGGGCUUCGAAGGAACUGCCGAACCUGACCUGGGCGCAGAUCGUCAAACACCUCGACGCAGGCGACAUGGACGACCUGUUUGACAGCCACCCCGCGCUGGGCACCGCGACGCCGCAUCUGCACGAGCGCGGCCUUCAGCUGUUCGAGAACAACCAGGUGGGGCACGAGAUGUACACGAAAUGUUCGGCUCUCACUGAGGGUGACGUGACCAGGCUAUACGAGAAGAGCCCAAAGACGCUGAAGUUGGUCCCCUAUUUGGUUCCGCACCGCCCGAAGCCGCUGAUCAUAUACCCUGUGAAGUUGCCUGCUGGCGUCAAGGAAGACUACCCAGUACUGAAGAUCUUCCACAAUACCUCGAUUGGAUACGCUGCAGGCGCAUUCAAGGGUUCAGCAGCUGAGAUGUUCCAGGAGCACGGGCAAGUUAUGUUCGCGGGGACCGUUAAGUCGAAGGACGACGAGGACGCAAAGGACGACCCCUCCAACACCUUCAACAGGGGCGUCUACGCAAGCUGCCUCGUGCAGACCAGCAGGAAGGCUGGAGAUCCUUCGCCAGGGUCGGUCAAAAGCAUGAGAACAACGAAUCCCAUGGUGGUUGAUGAGCUCAGUGCGAACCCUAACACCCUCGGCACCAAGGAUUACUGGAUCCACGAGUUGGCUUAUUCACGCGGGUUUAAUGGCUACAAAAGUGGCAGGGCUGAGCAUCAGGCGAAGCAGUUGUUGUCGAAGCUGAACGGGACCGAUAAGAAGACUCUCCAGACGCAUAUCGACCUAUUCAACAAGUCGAAGCUGUUCUCCGAUGAUGCCUGUGCGAACGUCGACGACCAGGAGCUGAUCGACGCGUGGAGCGACCUCCAGAAGGCCGGGGCCGUGCUGACCCCGAAAUCCCUCAGGGGCCUCGCGAAGCGCAACGUGAUGGGCCUGUGGCACAAGGCCAACCAUCAGGAGGGCAGUGGCGCCGCCGAGCGCAAGCGAGACCUCCUGAAGCAGUUCCUGACCGCGUGCGUGGUGACGAUGGUGCAGGGCUGCUCGCACGACCUCGACGUCGCCUCUACGUUCGUCGAGUGGGUCUUCUCCGACACGUUCUCAAACUGGCUGUCCGCAGGUGCCGCGUCCGCUGAGGACGCCGUCUUGUUCUGCGAACUUGCUGACGAAGUGUUCAGCUCCUUGCCAGAGGACGCGAACCUUGGGGAGGCGGCUGCCAGAUGCUUCUUGGAGGCAACUACUGUCGUUCGCUUGCUGGUCGCACUGCACCAUAAGUACAUCGGUAGAGAUACGGACCUGACGGUCUUCGCCGACGCCCACAUCCUCGACAAGGAGGCGAAGAGGACGACUGGUAACGCUUCGGUGAUGCAGGUCAUUGGCCAGUCCUUACUCACGUCAGCGGGCGGGUAUUGGGAGGCAAAGCUGAAGUGGGCCAUCAGCAUUUCGGACGCGAUCAAGAUCCACGGGCCGAAGCUGAAGCAGAUGCUGAGUGACCUGGAUGGCAUCAACGGCGCUGUCCCCCCGAAAGAGGUACACGCAACCACCAUGGUCAAAAUCGCGAAGGACAUCCCUUACUUCGAGGUCGACCUCUACGAUGGCGCAUGCGAUGCCGCUAAGAACGAGCUGUGGGCCAAGGCCUGCAGGAUGGCAGAAUCAAUAGUGGCUGCCAAACCGUCCGCGCCCGCCACCGAUGACGACAGCCUUAGCAUUACGGCGCUCCAUCAGUGGAAGUUUCUGUUCAAGGAGCUCACCAAGCUCUUCCCGACUAGCGAGCGCGUCGAGCGCGCUGGCCGCGCCCUCGCCACGAAGAUUGCAGAUGUGAGCGAGCAUGACAAGUUCGUUCAGCUCGGGUCGUCCAUCGACAAUUGGGCCCCUGCCGACGAAGGCUUAACGGUUUCCUUAAUGACGUCGAUCAAGGAGAACCAGUCCAAGGAGUUUCCCGAAGAGGUCAAGGUUAAAUGCCUUGCGCUGUUCAAAAGGAUUGUCAGUAGUGUAUUCACUGAUGGGCCGACUUCGCUGUACACGGAUACCGAUAGCCGCAUCUUCCAGUGUUUGGAUAUGGUCGCAGAGAAAGUUCAGAGUCAGGAUUGGCAUUCCUCAACGCAGCUCGCCGCGAUGAUCCACUCUUGCUGGUCGGUGCUGCAGCUGAAAAGCUCCAUCGUCGCGGAGCUUGGCGAGGGCGCCGACCUGGCUAGCGAUGUCGCCGAGCAGAAGGGCAAUGACCUCUUCCGCAUGGUCAGUAAAGCGAAGGUGCACUUCAAGCCGCUGGCGCUGGACGCCGUCGUGGAGAACGCUUCGCACAACUUGAAGACGCUGCUGCAGGAGUGUGACGACUACUGCGGCAGCAUCGGGGAGGCCAUCCGCAAAAAGCACACCACGGAUGUUGUCAACCAGGGCUACAACCUGUGCAAGGCAGCCGACGAGACUAACGGGUACACGGAUUGGGUGAGCAAUAAGCCAAAGGCGGGUACGCUACCAGAGCUGCUUGUGACCUGCGGGAAGGGCAUGAAGGACGCGCCGACCCACGAGUGGCAGGACAAGCUUACAUUGCUCGAGGACGCCUUCGAGACCUUGAAGCAGAAACCAGCAAAUUUCGGGCUUGACUACACAGGCGCUGACGAGAAUGAUGCUGAGACGCCGACGGCGGUCAAGCAGAUCAAGAGCCUCAUAUUUGAAUGCGAGUUGUGCUCGUCCUUUGCCAACCCGACGCUCGUGGGCAACAAGAUUUCACUGAGGAGCGCGAUGGUGGCAACGCAGAACAAGCUUCGCAAGUGGGAGCUCACGCCCGACGACAUCGACCCGCUGCUCGUCACGCG
This is a messenger RNA of Prorocentrum cordatum, 2891 nucleotides long. The record is from the annotation of a GenBank genome assembly. Lineage: Eukaryota; Dinophyceae; Prorocentrales; Prorocentraceae.